Messenger RNA from Loxodonta africana (African savanna elephant), 998 nucleotides. It is a transcript of the gene SERP1, whose product is annotated as stress associated endoplasmic reticulum protein 1. Gene Ontology annotation, biological process: endoplasmic reticulum unfolded protein response. Lineage: Eukaryota; Metazoa; Chordata; Mammalia; Proboscidea; Elephantidae. The coding region runs from base 79 to 279 and encodes 66 amino acids. Gene Ontology annotation, cellular component: endoplasmic reticulum. The transcript has 3 exons. The record is from RefSeq and is a predicted model, not a curated record.
CUCCGGCGGCGCCGAGCCCACGAGCGGAGCCUCGCAGCGGCCCGAGGGGCGGCUGGGGCAGGUGGCGGCGCCGCGAAGAUGGUCGCCAAGCAGCGGAUCCGUAUGGCCAACGAGAAGCACAGCAAGAACAUCACCCAGCGCGGCAACGUCGCCAAGACCUCGAGAAAUGCCCCCGAAGAAAAGGCCUCUGUAGGACCCUGGUUAUUGGCUCUCUUCAUUUUUGUUGUUUGUGGCUCUGCAAUUUUCCAGAUUAUUCAAAGUAUCAGGAUGGGCAUGUGAAGUGACUGAACCUUAAGAUGUUUCCAUUCUCCUGUGAAUUUUAACUUGAACUCAUUCCUGACGUUUGAUCCCUGGUUAAAAACAAUGAAGUAAAGCAUCCUGCCUCAGAGUGACUUUUCCUAUAUAUCGUCCUUCAUGUAUCAUUCCAAGGUUUCUUCACGAGUCAUUCCAAGUUCUCUAGUCCGUACCACAGUGCCUUGCAAAAGCACCACAUGACUAAAGCAAUAAAAUAUGAUUGUUAAGCUACAGUAGUGGACCCUUCUUAUUCAGUCAGCAAGGAGUAAGUUUUUCUCCGUGGUUGUUGAAACUGUGUGCAGUAUGGCUAAUCAGAUCAAAUCAGUGCAGACCAGGUCUAGGUGUUGUUAAGCCUAAUGUGUAAAUGCAGUUAGCUUAAUUUAAAAUUCAGAAUCUAUGGUUUUUAUAUAGCUAGGCACUUUAUUACUACUGUCUCUUGAAUUGAAAGCACACUCCCAUAUAGGGUCACCUAACCGUCCUGCAAUAAGGUGCUUUUAAAUGGGACAGCUACAGAGUUAGCCUAGGUUUACCACAACCUUUAGCACCUAAAAAUUUUAAAAGGCCUCUAAAUGCCUACUGUACAGGGAGAUGCUUAUAGCCACAAGCUUUGUUUCAACAAUGUUUGUAUUACACUACCUUGGAUUUUACAUGAGUGAAUAUACUCACCUAAGAUGCCAUAAAAAAUAAAAGAACUUGGUGUUGAG